AUAGUUUUACACAGUGCUCUUUAAUUGAAAUAAAAAGACUGAUGAGAAAUGGGAUACACAAAAGGAAAUAAAUCGCAUUCAUCCGUUCAUGAUAUAGUGUACCGAUCGCUACGUGGGGUAGAGCGUUGUUGUCUAGAAUAAUUCUUCGCUGAGUGGGGUAGAAUACGAGCGGGGUAUAUAACUUGUAUCCGGAACAGCGUCUCGCUACGUGGAGAAGGACUCGUAUGCCAGUAAGCGUGCCCCGCUAGGUGGGGUAGAACACACAGUGCCUUAAUGUAUUAAAUGUUUCGCCAGAAAUAUUUGAUAGUUGGUUGACUGGUUGGGGAGUAGCUUAGAUAGAAAGUCCUUCGAAAGGAAUGGCUGAGGUUUCAGGUAGAACUAUUAAAUCCGCAGGUGAAGGAGAAGAAGGCAGUGAGAAUUCAUCUGCCGAUGGAUCAAUAUACUGCCUGCCAUGCACACAAGACGGCACAAAGAUUUCGGCCGAAGGGUUUUGCAAGAACUGUAAGGAACAUUUAUGUUCUCCGUGUAUUAAGUACCACAAGAAAUUCGGGAUCACUAAGAAACAUUCGAUACUUGAUAAAGCACAAAUGCCCUCUACAACUUACAAAUCAGAAUACGAAAUGCGAUGCACCGAACCAUGCCCUUACCACCCGAUGGAAGUAAUUAAGUUUUACUGCCCAACUCACAACACAGUACACUGCGGUAAUUGUGUUGCUUUUGAUCACCGAGGCUGCAAGUUUGAUUUUAUUCCUGAUAUAGCAAAAGACUACAUUGAAAGUGACGAACUAAGAGACAUAAGAAAACAUGAUGUUAAUGAGGAAUUUACAAAAUGUGAAGCUGAAAUAGACAAAUGUUUAAAUGAGGCUGACAAUGUAGCGCAUUCCGAGCUUCAAAAUAUUAGACUAGUCCGAGAUGAACUAAUUGAUCACAUUACCGAACAUGAGAAUGAACUUAAACUAAAAUUGAAUCAGAUAAAGGAAAGCCAGAAAAGGUUUUUGAAUGACAGGAUGUCACGUGUUUAUGCUAAGAAGUCAGAAUUCGGGAGUGAAACUGUCAACUUGUUGAAUAAUGAUGACGAUAUCGUACAGCUUUUUGUCAAAGGGAAGCAGUCUGAAGGAUUGUUAGCUACCUGUAAAACAGCACUAGAUGAUAUCGAAAAAGGCCCAGCGUUAGAUUCCUAUACAUUUGAGAGAAAUCCAACCAUAAACAAGCUCAUUCAGUCUACUGGGGUUCUUGGUGCUAUUGUGGAGAAGGAAGACACGCAAAAGACUACGCAUGCGGGGUUAAAAAUGAGGAAAGCUCAAACUUUGAAGUACUUUGACAUAAGGGGAAAACAAGUAAAAGUCUAUGAAGAAAUUAAAUUAUUUCGGAUCGGAUUUCAUAGCACGACAUGCCUUACGCUCCUGCCCGAUGAGCGGUUGCUGAUAACUGAUCAUGAGAACCAGUCAUUAAGGAUGCUCGACACUAAGAGCAAUAAAUCGCUCUCGAGCUUGGCGCUUUCGAACAAACCGUGGGGUGCGUGUCUCGUGUCCCCCAAAACGGUGGUCUGCACAAUGCCAUUUCAGACAUCUAAGAAUAUGCAGUUCAUAUGCAUAGGUGACACCAAGCUUUCUCUUGCUAACAGCAUCUGUGUGGCUGGUGAUUGUUACGGUGUGGAUUGCUAUGAAGACACAUUGUUCGUAUGUUACGGUGACCAGAAGAAAAUUGAGGCCAUGUCAAUGAAUGGUGAGGUCAUCCAUGAAGUAAGCAAUAAAACAUCCGAAAGAUAUUUAUUCAACAGCUUGAAGUAUAUCAAAGUCCAUGAAACAGAACACUCUACCUCCAUAUAUGCAGCAGAUGCUGGACGAUUUACAGUUACACAAUUAAGUCUGAGUCUUGAAAUACUCAAAACCUUUGAAAACCCAAAGCUGAAAUGUCCUUUUGGCUUGGAAGUCGUUGAUUCUUCUCAACUGCUUGUCUGUGGAAAGGAUAGUAACAACAUUGUCGUGCUGAAUACAUUAACUGGCACCAUGUCUACAAUUCUUGAGAACAUAGGAAUGCCAUCAAGUGCGUAUUUCUGUCAAAAAAGUAAUAAACUGUACGUUGGGUUUUUUUCCUAUAAAAAUAAUGAGAUUUACCUCUUGACAUAUAAAAUCAAAUAGAAGCCAUUGGUGAAGUUAAGGGCUGAAAUGUGUUCAUAACGAUGGCACAGGCAUAGUUUAGCCGUUGUUCGAUGAUAUUUCAAAUUACAAGAGAACAGUAUAUUCGAAAUUUGAAUAUUAAAGAAAUAUAAAACAGAGAACGUACUUUUUAGUUUAGCUUUGCUCUUUUUGUUAUAUAAUAACAAAUCAACUCCGAUCAAUUAGAUUAACGGCUUUCGGCAAUUGCGAAUAUUUUCCGAUGAACGCAACAUUUAUAUUAGGAUAUGUUCGGGCCGCGAAAUCUUUCGUCGUUUUAAAAUAAAUUAGAUAAUUGUUUAGCCUUUUAUUGUAUUAUGUUCACGAAAGACUGUAAUCAGCAUGUUGGCAUGUUCAUUAAUGAUUUGUUAAAUAUAUGUUUUCAUUGUGUAACUUUGACGUCUUAUGAUAAACUUUUUUUCCGGCAACGGUCGGGUCGUUCUAUUUACAGAAAAGGUGAGAAAGAAUUAGUUAGGUUUUCUUGAAUAGAAUUAGGUAUUAUUUAACAAUUUUGAAAAGAAAUAAUGAGAUAUUGGUGUAAUUAUAAGUAAUAAAUUGCGUGAUUGAUGUCAUUAUCGGGGACUCCACACACUUAAAUUAGCCCAACUACGUGUAUAUCCCUGUAAUGACAUCACUCACGUAAUUCAUUCCUUAAAUGUUGGAAUACGGUUGAGGUCGAGCACCGGUUUACAGAAAACGUAUCUGAGGUGGUAACCCCGACAUCAAUAUAUUGAAAAUAUUUCAGUUUGCUUUUGUAUUGUGCUGUUUUUCCUCGAACAAUGUAUGUAAGUAUUAUAUGAAAAACUACAGAAACAAGCACAAAUAAGGCCUUGAGCCUUGUGCUUUUGAACUAAGCAUUUGUUCUUUGUUAAACAUCUAUGUUUUCUAUUAGUUUCCAUUGUACUAGUAUAAUACGUUUCUUUAAUGGGUUAACAGGCUUUCUACUGGUCUCUUAUUUUCCUCCUUUUGUGGUGAAAACAAUGCUGAAUUUGAGAUUAUUUUAUCUUUAUUCGUUGAUUUUGAUCACCGAUUAUCUGGUCAUUAGUAUUUUCUGAUGCAAAGAAUUUUUUGUUAACAAAGUGUUAUUAAUAUGUUUACGACGAACACAAUUAUGUCUGUCUGUCUGUCCUAAGCAGCAAAUACCAGUCAAUUGAAACAUUUCCGACCUGAGUAACCUGAUUGCUAUAAACUUUUCAGCAACUUCUAACUGUUUUUUAAGCCUUAGUUUUACUACAGGUUUGAUGAAAUAGGUUGAAGAAGUUAAAAACGUUUGGUAAUAUAUUAUUGUUUUUAAAAAUAGUCUUCAACUAGUGUACAGAAUAAAAAAUAUCUCUUUUUUAUCUCAACAAUCAUUUUUCCCCACUAUUUCUUCAUAAAUGCUCCUAUUUGUUCCUACGUUUACAAGGUACACUGUUGCCGAGUCCGGGGCAAUAAGUCAGUUAUUGUUAUUGACUAAUAUUUUGUUGGAAAUGCUGUUUGUUAAUUGAAUAGAGAUAUUAAUUAUACAGAUUUAUUUGAUUAAUAACGCUCAACAGUGGUAUUUCGAAGAUGCUCUGUCCUUAUCUGGGAUAUUAAACGCGCUAAUGGUCUUGAUUGUUUCCAUGCUGUUCAUAUCUACCUGCGGAUCUUUCCAAUUCAAAAGCAAAAGUCCCAAAACAUCAUUUAGUAUAGUGUAGCCUCUGGUCUAUGUUUUAAUCUGCACAAUACUUUGAUUUUGUCACGUUUCGCAUUUGAUUGAAUAUUUUUCUGUCUUUUGACCAAAAUGACUAAUGACACAUUUAUAUUUGAAAUAACAUAUUGAUAGCAUAAUUUAAUUAAACUAGCUUAUUUUUCAAAAAGUUACUAUAACAUAAAAAGGAUACGUUUUAACAUUUUCGAAGACUUUGUUGUAAUUCAUUACACUAACUUGAUGCAAUUAUAAUGAAACAUUACCCAUGAUACAAUUUCGGUGAUGAGAAUGGCUUAGGCUGUUUUAAUCAGUAUUAAGGGGAACUUUCCUAAAUGCUUUUCAGUGGCCCAAAAGGACCAAUGUUAAGCAAGUGUAUUUAAAUUGUUUUAAGAGAUUUACCAUGAAAUUAUCGUUGUACCUUUAACAUAUGUUUUGUUACAUUUAUACUGAAUGAAUUACUUAACUCGUGAAUGAUAGACUAAUUUAAUGAAAGUAGCUUAUAAAUGCUGAUUUACCUUUUUUAAUAUAAACCUUUACUCACCUUCUGUUAUUAAAUAAUUGUUAAUAAUAAACUUAUCCUAUGUUGUGUAUAGACGAUGUACUUUGUACUAGUAUUAUUAAUAUUCUGUCUGGCAUGUAUGUAUUUUGUAUAUUUGAAAAUGAACUUGAUUACCGCAAUAUAUUUUUUCAACUGAAUUUGUAUGACAAUAAUUGAAUUACUGAAUUACUGACGUUUCUAUCAUAUGUAUGUCAAAAUAUUUCUUUUUCAAUUUUUCAAUACAGAAUUCGAACAUGCUUGUGUCUCUCUUGCUUUGUACAUAUGUAGAAAAACUGUUGUUGUUUUUAAUUGCUAGAUUUUAACAUUUUUCGUUUGAAAAUAAUUAUGUACACUAAAUCUUGGAAUUACUAUAAUAAUAGCAUUUGUUAUUAAUCAAAUCGUACUGUGCUUGGGUGUGCAAGUGUUUGGGUAUGUGUGUGUGUGCGUGAGUAUUAUCCUUUUGCAUACAUGUUUAUCCUAUGCAUAGAAUUGUAAUAUAGUUUAUGAAUUUAGAACCGUAUGUUGAUAUCUAUGCUAUGUAUAGUAAUAAAUUAGACAAAAAAAGUAUUAUUCCGUUUCAAACAACCAGCAUGAUGCUU
Mya arenaria is the source of this 4962-nucleotide messenger RNA. RefSeq lists its product as uncharacterized. Gene Ontology annotation, cellular component: chromatin; nucleoplasm. The record is from RefSeq and is a predicted model, not a curated record. The coding region runs from base 357 to 2141 and encodes 594 amino acids. Gene Ontology annotation, molecular function: ubiquitin-protein transferase activity. Gene Ontology annotation, biological process: positive regulation of DNA-templated transcription. The transcript is spliced from 3 exons. Lineage: Eukaryota; Metazoa; Mollusca; Bivalvia; Myida; Myidae.